ACUAGAGCGCUGCAACUUUAUUUGGCGUCACAACAAAAUUCACAGACUCCUUAUAUUUGUUUACAAUCAAGUUUAAACUCUCAACAACUGUUCAACAAUUGGAAAUUCAGGUCUUCCAUUGAAAUUGAAGUCUGUGUGGCUUGAAAAAUACAAUGUCCAGUGAUCCGAUUCAGUACUCUGAGAAAUAUCAAGAUGAUAAAUAUGAGUAUAGGCACGUCAUAUUGUCAGCUGAGAUUGCCAAGCAUGUUCCUAAGUCUCACUUAAUGUCAGAAACCGAGUGGAGGAACCUCGGAGUCCAACAGAGUCCGGGAUGGGUCCACUACAUGAUGCACGUACCAGAGCCACACGUAUUACUAUUUCGUCGUCGAAGAACUGACAUUCCAUUGGUCGUAAGAAAUGGUCUCAAUGAGUCGACGGCCAUCAGAUGCAACUAAAUUGGACCAAAACAUCAAGUGAAAUUUACAGUGCUAAAGCCCCUACGAGACCACCCCAAGAGGAAAAUCCCACAACUGAAAAAUAUCCUACAAACUCUAUUUUUUGGCAAAUUAAAAAAUGGAAUAGACAUUAAUCCUAAUCUACCGGCGAUUGUUUCAACGAGCCAGCUGUGUUAUGAGGGCUGCACACAUUUCAAAAAAUUCCAUUGUAUGGUGGCCAGUUGAUUGAGAUGGAAGAGAAGUAGGAUCUGCAGGAAAUGUUUAAUUAUUACGUAUAAAUUAUUUAUCUCUUGUGAAUUUUCUAGCCAAGUGAUUCAAGUAGGCGAACCCAUUUGCAAAUAUCUCUAAGAUCAAUUGGUUUGGAAAAAAUGUUAAGCCUUUUUUGUUAUCCAUCAAAUUUUCAAUCAAAUGAGUUUCUCAAGCCAACUCUCCAAACCAUCUUUUAAAGACAGUGGCAAAUCCGUUGUGGGCUUACAUAUAAUCAACAUAAAAUAAUAAACAGUAAGUACCUUUCAUAAAA
Messenger RNA from Diachasma alloeum, 954 nucleotides. RefSeq names its product cyclin-dependent kinases regulatory subunit. Gene Ontology annotation, molecular function: histone binding; cyclin-dependent protein serine/threonine kinase activator activity; protein kinase binding. The transcript has 4 exons. Gene Ontology annotation, cellular component: SCF ubiquitin ligase complex; cyclin-dependent protein kinase holoenzyme complex. The coding region runs from base 153 to 434 and encodes 93 amino acids. Gene Ontology annotation, biological process: regulation of mitotic cell cycle. NCBI's taxonomy places the organism in Eukaryota, Metazoa, Arthropoda, Insecta, Hymenoptera, Braconidae. The record is from RefSeq and is a predicted model, not a curated record.